Fibroporia radiculosa is the source of this 1779-nucleotide messenger RNA. RefSeq lists its product as uncharacterized. The transcript is spliced from 25 exons. The coding region runs from base 1 to 1779 and encodes 592 amino acids. Lineage: Eukaryota; Fungi; Basidiomycota; Agaricomycetes; Polyporales; Fibroporiaceae. Gene Ontology annotation, molecular function: metalloaminopeptidase activity. The record is from RefSeq and is a predicted model, not a curated record.
AUGGCCGCGACCGCACAAACCGUAGAUACCACAAAGCGAUUGGAGGCGUUGCGGCGACUGAUGUCGUCGCCUGAAUUUAACAUUCAGGCGAUCGUUAUACCCAGUGAAGAUCAACGCAACGAGUACAUCGCCGCCUGUGAUGGCCGUCGUGCUUUUAUCUCUGGCUUUGAUGGAUCUGCAGGUUGCGCGGUGGUCACGCCAGACAAUGCAUACCUGUUCACGGAUGGCCGUUAUUUCUUGCAGGCGGAGAAACAGCUAGAUGCGAAUUGGAGCCUCAUGAAACAAGGCCUGCCAGAUGUACCGAUAUGGCAAGAUUUUCUUUACAAGAACGUGGCGAAGAACUCGCGCAUCGGAGUCGAUCCUACUCUGGUCACCGCCGCCGACGCUGACGCUAUCCAAAAAUCGCUGAAGCCAUGCGAGUCAGAGCUUGUCUCUCUCAGUCGCAAUCUCGUCGAUCUUAUUUGGACAGAACGCCCUCCGCGGCCAGCCCGGACAGUUUUUCCUUUGGACGUCGAGUAUUCUGGUGAAUCGCACGCUGAGAAGAUCGACCGGCUGCGCAGCUAUUUGAAGAAGGGCGACCAUCAUGCUAUGAUUGUGAGCAUGCUCGACGAGGUCGCUUGGCUCUUCAACCUCCGUGGCUCCGAUAUCCGGUACAAUCCUGUAUUCUUUGCCUAUGCGAUAGUGACCACGGACAAGACCGUCUUGUUCGUGAAUCCUGCGCAAAUUGACGAUACAGUCCGCGCCCAUCUGGGAGAAGAAGUGGACAUUCGUUCAUACGACUCGUUCUUCUUGUAUUUGAAAGAGCUCGGGGCAGAAGUUGGUAUCAGCAGAAAAUCAAAGGUGCUCAUCGGCGACAAGACAAGUCUGGCGGUUGUGGAAGCUAUCGGAGCUGAUCAUGUCGUGGUUGCGCGUUCUCCAGUUGCGGAUUUCAAGUCCAUCAAGAAUGCGACCGAGAUUGAAGGUUUUAGGCAGUGCCAUAUCCGCGAUGGCGCUGCUCUUGUACGCUACUUCGCGUGGCUCCAAGAUCAGCUUGACAAUGGCGCUCAAUUGGAUGAAUGCCAGGUGGCAGAUCAAUUGGAGCGGUUUCGCUCUGAAUUGGACUUAUUUCGUGGGCUGUCAUUCGCUACAAUAUCGGCCACUGGUCCAAACGGCGCAAUCGUUCACUAUAAACCCGAGCCUGCUGAUUGUGCUGUCGUUCAGAAGGACCAGAUCUAUCUGUGUGACUCAGGAGGUCAAUACACCGAUGGGACCACUGAUGUUACGAGAACAUUGCACUUUGGCACGCCGACGCCAGAAGAACGGCGCGCCUUUACUCGCGUGCUGCAGGGCCACAUCGCGAUCGAUAUGGCUGUUUUCCCUAGCGGCACAACUGGAUAUGUCAUUGAUGCAUUUGCCCGAAGAGCGUUAUGGGAAGACGGCCUCGAUUAUCGUCACGGAACAGGGCAUGGUAUUGGCCACUUCCUCAAUGUACAUGAAGGUCCACAAGGCAUCGGCGUCCGUAUAGGUGCAGUACCCGUAUUUCUCCUUGCGUAUAACAACACUCCUCUCAAGCCCGGAAUGAUACUCUCCAACGAGCCGGGAUACUAUGAGGAUGGUAAAUUUGGAAUCCGUAUCGAGAGUGUCAUGAUCGUCCGCGAGGCACACACCCCGAACAGAUUUGGUGACAAAGAUUACUUCAAAUUCGAAACUCUCACAAUGGUCUGUCCAUCUCCACAAGCCACACGUACAUGUCACCUAAUAGUAGCUAUUUGUACAACCGCAGUGUCCCAUACAGAAUAA